This is a messenger RNA of Ceratotherium simum simum (southern white rhinoceros), 1003 nucleotides long. Lineage: Eukaryota; Metazoa; Chordata; Mammalia; Perissodactyla; Rhinocerotidae. The record is from RefSeq and is a predicted model, not a curated record.
AACUGAGGGCUCGGCGUUUCCGGACGCGCCGCGUGGAGCUCGUCGUCUUGGGGACUUGCAGCAUGGCGGUCUUUGCGGGCCCCGCCAAGACUCUCCUGUCCCUGAACCCGCAGGAGGACGCCAAGUUUCAGAAGGAGGUGGCGCAGGUUCGCCGGCGCGCUACCCAGCGACAGGAGAAAAAAAAACUCACUCCUGGAGUAAUCUAUGUGGGCCACCUACCUCCAGCGCUUUACGAAACCCAGAUCCGAGCAUAUUUCUCACAGUUUGGCACUGUUACAAGACUUAGACUGUCCAGAAGUAAAAGGACUGGAAACAGCAAAGGCUAUGCCUUCCUGGAGUUUGAGUCUGAAGAGGUUGCCAAAAUAGUUGCUGAAACAAUGAACAACUACCUUUUUGGUGAAAGACUCUUGAAGUGUCAUAUUAUACCGCCUGAAAAAGUACAUGCAGAACUUUUUAGAGAGUGGCAUGCUCCAUUUAAAAAUCCGUCAUAUCCAGCAGUGAAACGAUAUAAUCAGAAUCGGACACUUCUUCAAAAGCUACGGAUGGAGGAGCGAUUUAAAAAGAAAGAAAAAUUACUCAGGAAGAGAUUAGCUAAAAAAGGAAUUGAUUAUAAUUUUCCUUCAUUGGUAAGUAUUCCUUCAUACUGCCAGUUUAUAACUUUAUGUUUCCUUAAGAUUUUACAUAAAAAAGAAAAAAAUGCUCCAAACAGUGAUCUUCGGAAAUCUGCAAAGAGACAGAAGAAAAAAGAGGUUGUGAUUACUCCUAACACUCCUGAGAAGACAGUGGAUAGCCAGGGCCCCACUCCAGUUUGUACACCAACAUUUUUGGAGAAACGAAAAUCUGAAGUGGCUGCAAUGAAGGAUAAUGAUAAAGAUGAUGAAAUAGUUUUCAAACAGCCCAUAUCUGGUGUAAAAGAAGAAACACAAGAGACUAAAACACCUGCACGUUCAAGGAGAAAAAGACGAAGAAAAAGCAAUCAGUGAUUCUGAAUGUAUUGUGUACA